GUAUUUUUGUAUCUUAAUUACUUCUUUAUUUAAAAAUAAAUUGUUUCUACAUGGCUAUUAUUCCGCCUCCUAAAAUAAUAACAUGGCCUUCUGAAGAAAUCUUUCUCAACCCACAAACAUAUAAACAUCAAGUUGUAAAGAAAAGAAAUACUGGCAUUAACGAGAUAUGGUUUUGUAUCACUUCAGAAUCUUCAAUUGUUAUUUCUAAACCAAACUGCGAUGAUAAUUGGAAAAAGAGAAAUGUUAAUUUAUGUGACUUGUACAGGAUAUUUCAUUGGGCAGGAACUACAGCAAUUUAUGAUAGAAUGGGUGAAUGGAAAUCAACAAGAUAAAUCAGAUGUUUGUAAAAGUAAUUCUUUUCGUCGUAUUAAAACACUUUUACUC
Messenger RNA from Meloidogyne enterolobii, 384 nucleotides. Lineage: Eukaryota; Metazoa; Nematoda; Chromadorea; Rhabditida; Meloidogynidae. The record is from the annotation of a GenBank genome assembly.